Molecule: messenger RNA, 3931 nt
Organism: Patiria miniata (bat star)
Lineage: Eukaryota; Metazoa; Echinodermata; Asteroidea; Valvatida; Asterinidae
Product: F-BAR and double SH3 domains protein 2-like
Exons: 20
Coding region: 345-2786 (813 amino acids)
Biological process (GO): regulation of actin filament polymerization; neuromuscular synaptic transmission
Cellular component (GO): neuromuscular junction; recycling endosome
Molecular function (GO): protein binding
Source: RefSeq, a predicted model, not a curated record
UUAUCACUUGAUCAGCUCUUCCGUCACCGGAUUUUCGCCACUAGCCACCCUCGCAGUUUUUGCUGUUUUCAGCUGUUUAAGAAGGACACUUCCACCAAAACAAGUUUAUUUACGCAUUUGGAAAUAUCUUCGGCAGUCUUUCGCAGAAAAACCGGCUCCCGCUACUGGAGGAAAAGUAGACGAAAUAUCAGGUUUACUCGCACACUUGGAUUAGCCUACUUUUGAAAACAACCUACGAACUCGAGCGUAAACUAGGUGAACGAAGAUGGCGAUUUGCAGCCUGAGGUGAUUUUCGUUUGCUUGAGAGAGGUCAACACAGUUCUCUCCGCUCUUUGGCUCCAAACAUGUCUGGAAAAGCUGAGAACAUGCAGCCACCGCCGAGGAGAUUGAAACUCGGCCAAGAGCUGCGAACAGUACAGAAUGAGCAAGUGUCCAGUCUGCACUCCAAGUUUCAACAGGAGUCGGAGUUAUUAGAAGAAAUAAGGGAAUUUUCUAAACAACGAUCAUCUAUAGAGCGGACAUAUGCCCAGUCUCUGCAGAAGCUUGCUGCGCAGUUCCAACAGAAGAGGGUCUUCCCGGCUCUGACGGAAGAACAGAAGCAGAAUGAACAACAACACAGACUGGCCCUACAGGUGUGGAAGGCCAUCCUGGACGAAACGGAGAAAGUCUCCAAGGCCCGCGUGACCGCCUCAGAGACGCUCAGCUCACAGAUCGCCGAGGUCAUCAAGAUGCAGAAGAACACGCGGGCGCAGACACUGAAAAAGUGUGAUGACAUGUUCAAUGUUUGUCAAGAGGAGGUUCAGACGACGGUCAGGGACCUCUCCAAGGCCAAGAAGAAUUACUGCGACACGGAGACGCUCGCCGAGGAAGCCAGGGAAAAGGCCCUCGAUGCUGAGACCAAAUUAAAGAAAGGUUCACUCAAGUUCUUCCAGUCCAAGUCGGCCCUGGAGCGUCAGAUGUCCAAGCUGACGGCCCGGCGGGAGACCUGCGACCGGCGCUCGGCCCACAUGCGCAACGAGUACCUGCUGGCCAUCACCGCCGCCAACGCCCACCAACAGAGAUACUACUCCACAGAUCUUCCAUACAUCAUGUCCACACUAGACGGGAACUUCUACGACAGGUUGAAGGAUUACUACUCCAUAUUUGCCACAACAGAAAUUGAGCUGGGGACUUACGCCAGGGCGUGCUUCGACAAAGUACAAGGCGAGGCAGAACUGAUCACAAGGGAGUACCAUUCUCAGCGGUUCCUUCAGAAGUGUCCCGUGUUUACCAAACCCCUGCAAUAUCACUACACACCCAUCGACACAGACCAGGUAUCUAGUAUGGUUAUCGACCAGAAGGAAUCCCUCUAUCUGGACCGUGAAGCCAGGAAAUGGGCCACGUCGGUGGCACGCCAAGCCAAGAGUAUAGAAGACAAUGGGCAGAUCUUUCAAGAAGUGCAGAACUCUAUGGUACAACUCAAGGGAUCGGACACAUCCUCAGACAGCGGCUUUGGUCAGGAGAAGGACUCGGAGCAGAAACACGAGACGCUCCGGGAGACUCUAAGGAAGUCAGAGACCACCAAGCUGAAAGCAGAGGCCAAACUCAACAUGCUGAGGAAUGCUGGCAUCAACGUUGACCAGUGGGUGGACAGUGCCUACGAGGCCAUUGCCAAGGAAGCCGAGAUUGAAGCCCAGAUGAAGCUACAGCAGGCAGCUGCUAAACAAAGUGCGCACAGUGAGGAACUGACCGCGAGCCACGCCAUGAACAGCUUUGAUUCGUUCGACGACACCUUCGAGGCCACGCUGAACGAGGACCCAGACCCUGUCCAGCCCUCACGGGUUCAGGAGACCUGCAUCAGGGCAGCAGCCUUGUACGAUUAUCAAGCUCAGCGAGAUGAUGAGUUGUCGAUAAGGGAACAUGAGUACCUGGAAAUCAUUGAAGAAUCAGAAGGAGAUGGUUGGGUCAAGGCAAGGAAUGAGAGCGGUCAGUCCGGCUACAUCCCGGAGGCCUACGUCCAGGUGGAGCGUCGUCACGUCACCCGGCAGCUCUCCAACAACUCCUCGGAGGGCAGCCCGGGCUGGUCCCAGCUCAGCAAGACGGGCCAGCCCUACAUGUCCUCGGCCUCGCUGACCGACUACGAGGUCCAGGCUGCUAUGGCCAAUCAGGUGGGCGCCGCGACGGCCUCGGGACAGACCGUGGGUGAGUCUGAGUCUGAGCAAGCGCCAUCCGGCAGCCACGUCUGUUUUGCGAGAGCCCUGUACGACUACCAGGGCUGCACCACCGAUGAGCUGUCCUUCUCAGAAGGCUGCGUCAUCAAGGUCCUGAAGCAGGACGACGAGGGGGACGGCUUCUGGGAGGGGGAGCUGAACGGCCGGGUGGGGGUCUUCCCGUCGCUCCUGGUGGAAGAGCUGGGAUGCCCCUCGGUCAACGAGAUUGUGACGCCCGAGGUAGGUUCAACACCAACAGUGUUUGUAUUUCCGGAGGAGAUUGAGGAGACCAGCGAGCCACCGUCCACCCUCCCUCCGUCCUUGCCCCCGCCCCCUCUACCGGACUCCCUCCCGACGCUGUCCGUCUACAGCGAAGUGGACAGGAGGCGGCCUGCGUCUGCAGAUAUACCUGAUUCUCCAAACACCAGUCCUUACUACACGAGAUCCGCCCCUCAGAGUCCGACCAUGCCUGGCUUGAAACCUGCACGUGCUGCCCCACUGCCACCGGGGAAAAUCAAGAAGCGGUUGUUUGAGAGCCAAGGGCAUCGACAACCAGAGACGAGAUACAGCGACGAGGGUCCAGUCACCAUGGUAUGAUGACUGCUACACGGAACGGGAGAUGCUAGCCACAGGGAACUAUAUAGGGGGCGCUGUGUUCAAUAAAUUUAUGUGGGUUUUCCUGGCACACACUCUGAGUAGGAGAAGCUGGCCUUGGGUAACUGAUAGAGGGCGCCCUGUUCAACAAAUUGAUGGGGAUUUUCUUGUCGCACACUUGGAAUAGGAGAAGCUGGCCUUGGGGGACUGAUAGAGGGCGCCAUGUUCAACGAAUUAAUGAGGAUUUUCCUGGCACACUCAGAACAGGAGAAGCUGGCCUUUGGAAACUGAUAGAGGGCGCUGUGUUCAACAAAUUAAUGAGGGUUCACUUCUGUGCACACUCGGAACGGAGAAGCUGGCCUUGGGGAACUGAUAGAGGGCGCCAUGUUAAAUUAAUAGAGAGUUCUCUUCUGUGCACACUCUGAACUGGAGAAGCUGGCCUUGGGGAACAGACAGAGGGCGCUGUGUUAACAAAAUUUACUAAGGACUCUCUGCUGGGCACGCUGUGUCCCUGUCACAUGUGUGAGCUUAUGAGCCCAUAAAGAUGUACUUUUAAGUGGAGCUGUGGAAAAAUUUGCUGACCACAGAACAUACUUGCUCAGCAGAUAUAAGGUUACCAGUUGCAAAGUCAUGGAAAGUGUGUCUUCUCUGGUACCCAGCUUGAAUUAUUUGCUAAGCAAUAUUUGUGUGCUAAGCAGAUGUUUGAAAUUGGGCACCCGGUUAUUAGACUGGAGCUGCUGGCAGACUCUUUGGAUGUAGCUGGAUAGUUGAAACUACUUGUCAAUACUAGAAUGAUCGUCACUUUAUGGAGUGAUUGCUCAUGCACGCAUCAGGUGACCAACAUGUGGUCGAAUGCUCAGUGUCACAUGACUUAUCAUGUGACCUGACUGAUUUUUCGGCUUGAUUGAUUGAUUGAUUGAUUGAUGAGUGUCAUGUGACUUCUAGUUGUCAAAAUUUCACUCAUUGUGCACUGUCACGUGACUGUCACCAGCCGUUUGAUUGGUUGCGACUUGAAUUUCUGUGUUAAACUUGUUGGAAUUGUAUGAAUAACAAAAAGUGAAGGCUUUACAUAUUGGAGAUUUGAGAUGAAGUAUGUUCAGUUGAUAGCCCGGCCGGUUUCAGUGACAUCAUUUGUUUAUGUUCUCUUG